UAUUUGUUAAUGCCUCUUCCUACCAGAUUAGCAAAAACAAUAAGUAUUUCACCAUUAGAAAAGAUAACAUGUAAUAGCACCGACAUCGGCACACGAACCCGAUUCAGAACAAACCAAAGCACUUUCCGCGGAGCAUUAGCAGAAGUUCAAAGUCAUCACAACUCGGCAGUACUAAGGGGUACAAAUUAGAUUUUACUUUCGUGUCAAUAUUCAUGAAACUCUUGACUUUCGACGGGUACACAAGUAGCGCGCAAAUGGUGACGGAACUUUGUUAUUAGGAGCCCCCGCACACUCUUCCUAAAAAAUUCAAAAUUGAGAGUCCGGACCGUGAGCAUAAUGAGCGAACCGCUGGCAUUGGCGAGCGGCGGCGUGGUGGAUCCACCGCCCACUUCCGCCUCGGUUUCGAAUCUGCCGACACCCACAGUUGCGCAGGGAUCGAGAUCCAACCAGGGCAUGGACCUAGAGGAUCCCAGAAACAAAGGAUUUUUUCUCUGGCAAUGGUUUUGUAACUGGACAUCCAGCUCACCGACCAUGCUACGCGCCGUAGAGAAGAAGAUACUUUCGUACGUGAAGCUGCCCUACCGCGGUUUCUUCGUGGACAUUGGGCCUGCGGUAGGCGAGGCGGACAAGAUCUGGACCAUCAGCAUGAACACUGAGUCCAAGGAGGUGCCUCUGGUGCUGCUUCACGGCUUGGGAGCGGGAAUUGCCUUGUGGGUGAUGAACCUGGAUGCUUUUGCCAAGGGCCGACCCGUUUACGCAAUGGACAUCCUCGGAUUCGGACGCAGUUCGCGACCGCUGUUCGCUAAGGAUGCUUUGGUGUGCGAGAAGCAGUUCGUCAAGUCAGUAGAGGAGUGGCGACGGGAAAUGAACAUUAACGACAUGAUCCUGCUUGGUCACUCGAUGGGCGGCUUCAUUGCCUCCAGCUACGCCCUUACAUACCCGGAGCGGGUCAAGCACUUAAUUCUGGCCGAUCCCUGGGGCUUUCCCGAAAAGCCCUCGGACUCGACCAACGGCAAACAAAUACCGCUCUGGGUGCGGGCUAUAGCUAGGGUCCUUACCCCGCUCAAUCCGCUGUGGGCACUUCGCGCCGCCGGUCCCUUUGGACAGUGGGUGGUGCAGAAGACGCGGCCGGACAUCAUGCGCAAGUUCCAGGGCACCAUUGAGGAGGACAUCAACCUGCUGCCGCAAUACAUCCACCAGUGCAACGCGCAGAACCCGAGCGGCGAGUCUGCCUUCCACACAAUGAUGCAGUCCUUCGGCUGGGCCAAGCAUCCUAUGAUCCAUCGCAUAAAGGACGUUCGUAGCGACAUACCUAUCACAUUUAUCUAUGGCUCCCGCUCGUGGAUCGACUCCUCAUCGGGGGAAAAGAUCAAGUCGCAGCGCGGCAGCAAUAUGGUGGACAUUAAGAUCGUGACGGGGGCUGGCCACCACGUUUACGCCGACAAGCCGGACGUCUUCAACCGUUACGUGAACGAGACCUGUGAUAUGUACAAGGUGGCCGGCGGAAAGCUGAUCACGCCCCUGCAGCUGAUCCGCGAGUCCACGGAGUCUGACGAGGAGCGCGAACCUAGCCUGAGUACAGCAAAGACGGUGGAGGUUCAGCCAGAGGUUCAGCCGAUGCCCCAAUCUGUCACCGCCGAAAACACAUCCACGCCCACCACCGACGAACUGGCAGCCAAUGUCAAACCGAAGUGAGCAGCAGCAACAGGGUUAAAGGAAAAACCAAUCACAGCUCGCCUGCCAGCAUGUAUCUAUUAGCUUAGUGUCUUUGCCUAGUAUUAAAUGGUCAUCUUAUUUACUAAGCCGCUAUUUUUACUCUCUAUCAAUCAGUUCAACUUGGCUAACUGGAACUAAGCCAUAGUCGUCCAGUUCUAAUUUAUAUUUUUGGAGAUUUCAAGUUUACUAAUUAGCUUAAAUAAAUUUGUUACAAAUGCAA
Drosophila rhopaloa is the source of this 1936-nucleotide messenger RNA. RefSeq names its product (Lyso)-N-acylphosphatidylethanolamine lipase (gene puml). The record is from RefSeq and is a predicted model, not a curated record. Gene Ontology annotation, cellular component: lipid droplet. The transcript is spliced from 2 exons. Bases 337 to 1695 code for a protein of 452 amino acids. Gene Ontology annotation, molecular function: catalytic activity. NCBI's taxonomy places the organism in Eukaryota, Metazoa, Arthropoda, Insecta, Diptera, Drosophilidae.